AUGGGUAAUUGGAUUCUUUUCAGAAUUCCCUAUCAAAUUGAUAUUAGAAUUACAGAACUACUUAUGGGUGUAGUCAAGAAAGCUGUUGGCCUUGGAGGAUGGCACUGGCUGGUUCUAACAAAUGGCAUAGAAGUCAAGCUUCAGAGGAAUGCGCUUAGUGUAAUAGAAGCUCCUACAGGCAAUGAGGAAGAUGAUGACAUUGAAUUUGAAAAUAUGCAGUGGAACGGCUCAGAUAUGGCAUCCGAUGAUACCCAAAAGUCCCAUAGAUCAAGGCCUCGCAUGCAUAAAUCAUCCGGGUCAUCUCACAAGACUAUGAGCAGGUCUGUCUCUUGCGAUUCACACUCCAAGGAAUCUAUUUCCACUCCUAGGGGGUCCACGAAGAUUGAUCUGAGCAAACUAGAGAUGGCUGCCCUGUGGAGAUACUGGCGGCACUUUAACCUUGUGGAUGCCAUCCCUAACCCUUCAAAGGAGCAGCUUAUCGACGUUGUUCAGAGGCAUUUUGUGUCUCAGCAAUUGGACGAGUUGCAAGUCAUUGCGGGGUUUGUGCAGGCUGCAAAGAGGCUCAAGACCGUAUGCAAGUAACCCUACAGAAAGAAAAUGGGCAAACUCUUUGCGCAUUGUUCCUGACACUAACAAAUUGAUUGGCUAAUUUCCCCUCCAUCGCUCUUGUUUGACUAAUGCCUGUAAUAUAUUCAUAAAUAUAUACUCUUUGACUGUUCUUCAAGUUUAUAGUAGUUAACUUUUUUUUCUAGUUAUUGUGUAAAUAUGAUGUAAACUGGGGACUGACUCUAAUUAAGGUGCCUUCUGAGCUUCCAAAGAUCCAUUUGAAUCGAAUGUAUUGCUGAGACCCCCGGGGGAAUUGGUCA
Coffea eugenioides is the source of this 866-nucleotide messenger RNA. RefSeq lists its product as uncharacterized. The transcript has 7 exons. The record is from RefSeq and is a predicted model, not a curated record. Bases 1 to 582 code for a protein of 193 amino acids. Gene Ontology annotation, biological process: regulation of DNA-templated transcription. Gene Ontology annotation, cellular component: histone deacetylase complex. Lineage: Eukaryota; Viridiplantae; Streptophyta; Magnoliopsida; Gentianales; Rubiaceae. Gene Ontology annotation, molecular function: protein binding; transcription coregulator activity.